Messenger RNA from Anoplopoma fimbria (sablefish), 2826 nucleotides. RefSeq names its product Ras association domain family member 7a (gene rassf7a). Lineage: Eukaryota; Metazoa; Chordata; Actinopteri; Perciformes; Anoplopomatidae. The record is from RefSeq and is a predicted model, not a curated record. Bases 516 to 1862 code for a protein of 448 amino acids. Gene Ontology annotation, biological process: signal transduction. The transcript is spliced from 6 exons.
UGAGAGACAGAGAGAAGGAGGAGGGGUGUAGACAGAGAGAGAGAGAGAGAGAGAGAGAGAGAGAGAUCCCUAGCAGUCUCUCAGAUCUUGGCUGUGGUAAGGACACCCAGGAGAAGUGCAUUCCUGAGGCAGCGAGCGAGGAGAAGGCAGUAAGACAGAGCGGAGAAGUCGCGACAUCCUUUCUAUCUCUCCGCGACCACGUCAGACUGCCUCCGACCUCCGGACUCUGGACUCGCACACUCCUCUAACACACUCACCUUCGUUCACUCGCUUCCUCACACACAUACGGCCGCACAACCGGCUCUGCUGCUCCGUCAGAAGUGAAGGAUUUCCCCCGAGUGAGCAAAAGAGACAGAGAGAGUCAAAAACAGAGAGAGGAAUUAAAGACACAGAAGAGAAGGAGAAGAUCCUCUCACUUGAGUCUGUGCCAUGCAGUGUUGAGUUGAGUCGAGCCAAGCUGAAGUGAUCUGUUUUGAAGACCAUCUUACCAUUUGCCUCCCCCUGCCUGGUCCCAGAUGGAGCUCAAAGUGUGGGUGGAUGGAGUGGUGCGGGUCGUGUGCGGCCUGUCCGAGGAGACGUCCUGUCAGGAUGUGGUCAUCGCUCUGGCCCAGGCCAUUGGUCAGACAGGCCGGUAUGUUCUGAUCCAGCGUCUUAGGGAUACAGAGAGGCAGCUGUUGGCCACAGAGAAGCCUCUGGAGUCUCUGGCUAAGUUAGGCCAACAUGGCAGUGAAGUUCAGUUCUUCCUGCGCCGUACCGGCCCCAGCAGCAGUGACGGACCAAGCUCAAAACAGGACAGACCGAGCCCCUCUCCACUGCCCAAGCAUCCUGAGCCAGAGCCCUCCAAACGCAGCCAGCCUAAGAAGGCACUUACCUUUAACCUAGGGCCAUCGACAUCUCCUGGAUCCAAAGCCAAGCCGUUUAAAAGCUCUCCAAGGGACUCUCCGGAGCAAAGAGCCUCCCCCUCCCCUUCCCCCAGCACUGUUUCCCCCCGUGGGCCAUCCCCGUCUCCAUCACCAUCUAUAGGCCCAUCCAAAGAUGAGGUCUUCAGGAAGGUUCUUCAGCAACAGGAGAGAAUGAGGGCCAUGGAGGCCCAGCUAGAAACCCUAGAGAAGGAGUCACAUACCUGGGAGCGUCCCUACCCCUCUCCAUGUCCUUCACCAGUGUCUGACGCUCACUUGCAGGAAGAGAUGGACACUCUUGAGCAAGUGGUGCGGAGGAACCAGGCCGAGCUGGCCCACGAACAGUACUGGGAGGAGGAGCUUCAGGCAGAGGUGGAGAGGGAGCAAGGAAUGAGAAGGAAGCUUGGGGAGCUCCAUGCCAAGCUUGACGACUGCGGACGGCGGCUCCACGAGUUUUCUGUUCGCUCCGCUCAGCUGGAGAAAGAGAUCCAGCGGGAGAUCCAGACAGAAGGGAAAGCCAACGGACCCGAGGAAUCCCUCGAUGCCAUAAAGGCAGAGCUCCAGAGCCGGGAAAACCACAGGACAGAGCUGGAGGAGCAGCUUUCUGAGACUGACAAGGCUCUGGGGAAGGCAGAGUCUCUGAUGCAGGCCAAGCAGGAGGAGCUGGAGGAGUUAAAUAAGGAGCUGAGGCAGUGUAACCUGCAGCAGUUCAUACAACAGACAGGUGUCCUGCCAGCGCACACCCACUCACGCACAGAGCUUCAUGAGCAACUGGAGCAGUUAGAACUUGCACAUCUUCUGCAGGAUGGGUAUAGGAACGGAGGCCUCAGUGCAACUCAAAUGGAAUCGCCGCCUCGCCCCACAGCCAAACAGUUCCUAGGACAUCCACGCAACCUGCAAAACCCUCUAGUGUCCAGUCUCAACCCUGAGGUCCUGACAUCCCGAGAGUCGUCAUGGAGAUAAAACAUGGACCGCAGGGCCAAAGGAAAGUUGUUCACUGUUCUGUCACCGUCACCUCUUAUUUAACCCCUUUCUUUGUAACUCAUUAUUUAAUCGACCAUGGUAUAAAUACUGUAUAUACGUAAGACAAAUAUAUUUACAGAAUUUUGCUACUGUAAACACUGCAAAGUAUCUGUAUGAAAUGUAAAAUAAUUUAGAAACCUUUUACCUAGAGCAAUUACUAUUACUGUAUAUUUAAAUAUAAUAAAAAUGUGCAUUGUGUUUUAGAUAAUAUAUUGCUGAGUAAUUGUUUUUCUUAAUGCCCUGUUUGUGGAGUCACAUUUCUUUAUAAUCAUUCUUACAACUGCAGUAACUAGGAGUGGAAGUACAGCACAUCACGACUAACCUGCAGUAAAUGAUUAACACACCAGUGUGCACUUUCUAAAAAUGACAGUGCCAUGAAGCGCCUAUGUGACAUGCUUUAUGAAUAUGUUAUAGGCAUUGAAAUAUGCAUGCUCUCUACAUAGCCUGUGCUACAUGGAGCCUCUGAAGCAGAAUCAUUCCUGGGCUUUUUAUAUCCAGUAUUCACAGGUGGCUGAUCAAAAGUUCACAAAGUGCAUCUUUGGAUGCUGGUGGAAAUGUGGCGGACAUCCUAGUAUCGCACUCCCUCAGCUGAUAUGGAUGAUGUAACACAGUGUCUCUACAAGACAUGUGACCAUAAAGGCACUGGGGCAGAAGGUCAUUUGUGAGAGCUAUUAUUAUAUUUAAUGCACAUUGUUGAAAGUCUAUUGUGUGUUUAUACUUUUAGUAAGAAAUGGUGUCUUUUCAGCACCAAAGAACAUCUGAGGGAAAAUUCUGAACUUAAUCCCUCUGAUUCGAUGUAUGUUCUUUCUAUUUCACUUUAAAAUGCUGGCAACAAAAUAACUCAUUGUUUUGUUAUUUUCUGUAAUUUGUUAUAAGCCGACAAAUCGAACACUGGCAUGAUGAA